This is a messenger RNA of Dreissena polymorpha, 5637 nucleotides long. RefSeq names its product F-box/WD repeat-containing protein 1A-like. The coding region runs from base 111 to 1661 and encodes 516 amino acids. The record is from RefSeq and is a predicted model, not a curated record. The transcript has 11 exons. Gene Ontology annotation, molecular function: protein dimerization activity. NCBI's taxonomy places the organism in Eukaryota, Metazoa, Mollusca, Bivalvia, Myida, Dreissenidae.
UUUGCCCCUGUUCGCACCUUGUAUGACGUCAUUCCUCCAUGACAGAAAGAAAAUCAUGAAAACUCAGUGAAUAAAGUGGUAUUUUGACAUGUUUGAUUUUUGAUCGAGAAAUGACUUCUAUGGAAAGCAAAAUGGAAACUUGUUCAUCAUCCGAUGAACGUCUUGAUCUUAAAAAGAUUGACACGCUCAGCAUGUUGAAGUCUAUCAACCCAGGAAGCACAGAGGAGAGCCUGUCCCCCCAGUACCUUAAGGAGAAAGACGCUUGUGUGAAGCUGUUUGAUGCAUGGACCGAACAUGACCAAGUGGCCUUUGUAGAGCACCUGCUCUCCAAGAUGUGCCACUAUCAGCAUGGGCAGAUCAACUCUUACCUGAAACCUAUGCUGCAGAGAGACUUUAUCUCUGCGCUGCCCGCCAAAGGUUUAGACCAUGUAGCAGAGACCAUUCUGUCUUACCUGGAUGCCAAGUCCCUGUGUUCAGCUGAGCUGGUGUGUAAGGAGUGGUACCGGGUGAUCUCUGAUGGCAUGCUGUGGAAGAAACUCAUGGAACGUAUGACCUUCACAGACAACCUGUGGAGGGGCCUGGCUGACCGCAGGGGCUGGGGCCAGUAUUUGUUCAAACCACGGCCAGGAGAACCUCCAAAAGAUCACAAGUUCUACCGAAAUCUUUACCCACAAAUAAUAAAGGACAUAGAUAGAAUAGAAACCAAUUGGCGGACAGGUCGCCACACUUUACAGCGUAUACACUGUAGAAGUGAGACGAGCAAGGGGGUAUACUGCCUGCAGUAUGACGAAACUAGAAUAGUUAGCGGGCUGAGAGAUAACACUAUAAAGAUCUGGGACCGGAACACUCUGGAGUGUGUGCAGGUGCUCACGGGCCACACAGGCUCAGUGCUGUGUCUGCAGUACGACAACAACAUCAUCAUAUCGGGCUCCAGUGACUCCACUGUCCGCGUGUGGGACGUACGUACGGGGGAGAUGGUCAACACCCUCAUACACCACUGUGAGGCAGUCCUACAUCUGCGCUUCUGUGAUGGCAUCAUGGUCACAUGUUCAAAGGACCGUUCUAUAGCAGUAUGGGACAUGCAGUCGCCCUCAGACAUCAACCUACGACGUGUACUAGUGGGCCACAGGGCUGCUGUCAAUGUUGUAGACUUUGAUGACAAGUACAUAGUGUCUGCCUCAGGAGAUAGGACUAUCAAAGUAUGGAGUACAACGUCAUGUGAAUUUGUGCGGACAUUAAAUGGACAUAAACGUGGCAUUGCUUGCCUACAAUAUCGUGACCGCCUUGUGGUGAGUGGAAGUUCAGACAACACGAUACGUCUGUGGGACAUAGAGUGUGGGGCGUGCCUGCGUGUGCUAGAGGGUCACGAGGAACUGGUGCGGUGUAUACGCUUUGAUAACCGCAGGAUCGUCAGUGGAGCAUAUGAUGGGAAGAUCAAGGUGUGGGAUCUGGCUGCAGCCCUGGACCCCAGAGCCCCUUCAGGAACCCUGUGUAUCAAGACCCUUGUGCAGGAACAUUCGGGCCGCGUGUUCCGGCUUCAGUUUGACGAGUUCCAGAUCGUCUCAAGUUCCCAUGACGACACCAUCCUGCUGUGGGACUUUCUCAAUGUGCCAGCCACCGACACGCCCGGCCGCUCCCCCUCACGAGCAUCAUACAAUUAAUCAAGUCCAGACAGUUUCUGCUCGUUGAAAGAAGAAAUGGAAGAAAGUGCAAAAUUUAAUUUAAAUGUGCACAAGACAGACUGAAAAUGGAAGCUUAAACAAAACUAAGUGCAAAACUGAAGUUAAAUGUACUAGAAAAGAAAAUAGGAACCAUCUAGGGUAGAAGCUGUGUGUUUGAAGAAUUUUGUGUUAUAAGCAGCUGAUCUUUUGAGGAUGGACAGGUAGCCAGAUGUUGUGUGUGCAUGGUUGCUAUGGAGACAUGCUUGGUUGCUACGGAAACAAUGUAUUAACAUGCUUUACUGAGCUGUUGCAGCCCACACAUACAGCCCAGUGGAUUACCUUUAGUACAAAUGAUCCAGUGAUCAUUUAAUGCCAUGAGAACAUGGACAGUUGGAAGUGUGUGCAUGAUGUAUUGCUGCACAGCAGGGCGUAAAAGCAGGGAAUGUAUGAGACAUUCUUGCAUCGCAGGGUGUUACAACAGGGCUUGAAGACUAACAGCUUCAUCUUUGUUAUUUUGUAAACGUUGGUUUUUGAAUCACAUGCACCAUUUCAAAAGUUGUGUACAUUUGCUAUUUGCUUAAUUUAUGUAUCUAUCCAAGGAAAUUCAUUUUGUCAAUUAUGUGAUAAUUUAAUUUGAAUAUGUUGCAUGUUUUUUAUUUCUUGUUGUUCUUUACAUUCUCACUUGAGAAUUGAUUUUGCUGUUAGUAGUUGAUCAUAGUUUAAUUGUACCUCCCUAGUAAUUAGUGCAUUUAUGUCAUGUAAUGAGAAAUGCACUGACUCAUUUACUUCAUAGUUUAAUUGAAAAUCUCACUGUUUGUUUUUGUCCAGCUGUGAUGAACUUGAUUAAGGAAAAUAUCCCAAUAAGCCUCAUUCUGGAAAAACAGGACUUAAUGCAUGUGAGAGCACUUUCCUGCCUAGACUGGAUGUUCUAAUAAAGUCAUGUGAGAGCACUUUCCUGCCUAGACUGGCUGUUCUAAUAAAGUCAUGUGAGAGCACUUUCCUGCCUAGACUGGAUGUUCUAAUAAAGCCAUGUGAGAGCACUUUCCUGCCUAGACUGGAUGUUCUAAUAAAGCCCAGUUAUCCCAGAUUGAGGCUCCAAUAUGCUUUGCUGCAGUGGCACAAGUGUAUGUACAUUGCAUAAAAAUAGUAAAGGUGAAUCUUUCGGAAGUUUCCUCCAUGCUAAAGCAUGCUUUACGGAUGAAGACCCUUGUCACACAUUCCACUUGCAGUGUUAGGAGAGCAGUUUUGUAAACCCCCCACUCCUGAUCAGACUCAAAUAGACAGUUGUUCAGAGAAUAUUCUGGUGCAAUCAAUUGUUAUCUAAGUCAAUGUGAACCUACUUCUGGGAAAAUUUGGCUUAAUGCAUUUGUGUAGUUUCGUCCCAGAUAAGCCGGUCCUGUCUGCAAGGCUAAUCAGGGACAACACUUCUAUUGUAUUUUUCAUUUAAAGGAAAUCUCUUCUAAGCAAAAUUCUAGUUAAGACGGAAAGUGUCGUCCAUAAUUAUCCUGUGUGAACUGCACAGGCUAAUCUGGAAUGACUUUUUACGCACAUGCAUUAAGCCCAGUUUUCCCAAAAUAAGGCUCAUAAGCGGAUGCACUUGGUUGUUAUCUUUGUUUAAUUGGUCCAGUAAACAAAUUAGAAUACUUUCAAAUAAAAGUUUUGUUUUCUUUCAAGUAUUUAAGAAAUCUGUUGAAGUUACCUUGUUGGUAUCCAUGCGUAUUUCUUUUCAAUUGUGUUUUUGUAAGUAUCAUUGAUGUGAAUGCUUUGAAACCAUUGGUUAUCUUUAAGUAACAAUACGAUUUGCAGAGAUAAGUUGUCAAAAAUAAGUUAGGUUUUCACCAGUAUACAUGUAACUGUCAAUUGUUCGAGAGCUUUUCAUACUAGUCGGGCUGUAUUAUGCCUCGUAGCAAUUAGAAGUACCUAUAUUGAGGAUAUGUCGUGCAUAGUGGUAUGAGCUGUGGUCAGAAAACUGGGCUUAAUGCAUCGCCUAAAGUGUUAUUCCAGAUUAGGCAUAUCAGGGACGAUACACUUCACUUUUUUGGAUUUUUUUUGUUAAAAAGAAGUCUUCUAAAUGAAAAUGUGGUGUCGUCGAAAAGUGUCGUCCACACUGGCUUAUCUGAGAUGACGCUACGCUCAUGCAUUAAGCCCAGUUUUCCCAGAAUGAGGCUUGUAUUUUAAGGCAGGAAGUUUCAGCUCCUCUGUUAUUUGUUCAUACCUUUUUUGGUAGUGUGGUCUUCAUUUUGCCUGAAUUUACAGAACGCUGGUGCCGAAUUUAUAAUUGGCUCUUGCGAUGCUUCAAAUUUCUCUGUGGUGUUCAUCAGUUGAGUGUGAGCCAUUGUUAGAUUUUCUGAAAUUGUUUCAGUUACAGAAUAACCUGUCAUUUUCACAUUUCUUAGGACUUGCAUGCAAAUGUUCCCAUUUGAUGCAAUACAUGCAAUGGAUCUACAUUGUUGUGAUGUUACAAAUUACUGUUUCUGUGCAUAUAACAAGUUUCUGAUACAAAAAAGUAAACAAUUUCAUUACAGUAUUAAACGCCUUUGUUCACAAUUCUUAGUAGUGUACGCAUAAAAUGUAAUUGCUGUUUUGAGUUUACAGUACUAGUUCACCAAUUCAUUAGUUUUAUGAUACAUUUUAACAUGGCUUAUUUGAUCUUCAGUUUCAUAAUAUUUUUGUUAAUAUGCCCAUAAUUUUUCAACUAAGGUAUAUACUACAACGCUUCAUUUUCAUAUUUCAAAUACCUUGUAGUCUUGCACUGAUUGCUAUGGUUACCCUGGUUUCUUUGGUUACCCUGGUUGCUAUGGUUGCCCUUGUUUCUAGGUCACCUUGGUUGCUAUGAUUAACCUGGUUGCUAUGGGUACCCUGGUCGCUUAGGGGUAUCCUGGUUGAUAUGGUUAUCUUGGUAGAUAUAGUUAGUCUGGUUGUUAUGGUUAUCCUGGUUGCUAUGGUGACCUUGGUUGCUAUGGUUGCUAUAUUUUCUAAUAAUUAUUGUACAAAAAAAUGAUUUGCAUUCACGCCAAUGUUGCAAGUUUGCUAGAAUGUUUACUAAAAGUAAUUCUGGUCUGUAUGUACAUGAAGUGUUCUAAACAGUUCUUUAUCAACCCCAUUUAUUAAUAAUUAAGACUGUUUGUAUGGACAUAUAUUUGUGCAUUGCCCAUUUGAGCGACUUCAUUCAACAGAAGAAUCAACAUAGAGUGUGUGAGGUUGAGAUGUAAUAAUAAGAUCUCUUUCCACGCUUCAAGUCCCGCAUUAUUGAUAUAUUUUUCAAAUAGGGUAAAUUGUAAAAUGCUAAUUAACUCAAAUAGUUAUGUAAAUCUCAUAGCUGAUUACGCUACAUAAAAUAAAUCUUUGUGUUUUUCAUUAUUCACAUUUGAGCUGCGCUUCGGCAGUCCACAAGGGCUAAUCAGGGACAACACUUAAUGCCUAAUUUGAUUGUUUGUUUGGAAGUGUUGUCCCUGAUAAGAAUAGCUUGUUCAAACUGCACAGGCUUAUCUGGGACGACAUUUUAAGCACGUGCAUAAAGCCCAGAUUUUUCCAGAGCGACGCUCGUUUAGAUUCAUCAUUGCCAUGAAUAUCUCUGUGAGUAUGCCUGCCAUUCAUGUGAUCAUUAAUUCAGCUCAGUGUUGUGUCCUACAGACUCUACAUUUAUUUAUUUUGUGCUGUAUAUAGCAAUUGUACAUUAAAAUGAUGUGUGUUUCUUUUCAAAUUAUCAUGUGCUUCACUUAUGAUGUUGAAAUAUAUAUAUAUAUUCAUGCUAUAAUUAAGUGCCACUUGUUGAAUUAUACUGAUCGAUAUGAAAUGAGAGCAUGUUAAUUUGUCACAUUAGUAUGUCAAAUUAUAAAUAUCUGUUAAACUGCUUUCAACAUUUUAACAAAGUAGCAAAUUCAUUUUGUAUUUGAAGAUUUGCCUUCAUUGUAUGGCUAACUUGCUAUUUUAUCAAAGUGGCAUGUUAUUUCUCUCAAUAAAUCUUGUCUUUUCA